CCCCGCUGAAAGGAUGUGUACAAGCAAAUCUGACGGUGCCUGCCCAUCAUGUGACCUGUGGACGUCAUCGACGAGAAUGCCGCUGAAGUUGCGGCAACGAGGGCUGGCACAGCCGUGCUUGGCGAGGGAGAGCGCAGAAACACUGGCGUGCGCACAAGGCGGGGAUGGCCGAGCCUGUGUGGCGAACGAGGGCACAUGCACGAGUGCCUGGCAUCCUCAGUCGUAACCUCGCCCCUAAGGUAAGGACAAAAAGGAAAAACAAUCGAAAGGAUGACCGAGUCUGUGUGGCCAACGAGGGUACAUGCAAACAUGCGCAGCGCCCUCAUCCUUAACCCUCUUCCUCGUACCUCAAGCAAGGGCGAGGAGGACAAAUGGAAGGAGGAGGCGAGCAAAUCCGCCUGCCACCUUGUUGCGGAGGCCAGCAAGGAGCGCGGAUUUGCCUUCUGCGGCUGCAGCACUGCAGUGAGGCAAGCUGAGACGUCGUACUCUUCUAAAGAGCUAGCAUCUCAGCAGCCGUUCGUACAGGCCUCGGAAGAAAUAGCGAACACUCAUGCCACAUUCAUCUGUCAACGCCUACCCCUUCGCAUUAGAAGUAAAAGUAGCAAUGCAAUAAAACAUGAAAGCAGAGACCCAUCCGCAAGACCAUACCGAAAGUGGCGGCAGCUGCGCAGUUGGCGGCACCCCGGGAGAGGCGGUCCAGCUCGGGACUCGACUGGGGCCCCAAUUUCCGAUGGACUCCCGGCAGGCUCACGGAAGCUGGGGACAGCUGCGCGCCGCUGGCAGCGCCAAGGCUUGGAUCCGCAUGGGGCCCCACUGCAUUGCACCGCCCCCCCGCGCAGGCUCACGAACAUAGAGCGAGGAGUUGCGCUGCAGACAGCGCCUGGGGAGAAGAGAGGUCCAAAUGGGAUCCGCACAGGGUCCCUCUCCGCUCACGCGGGCUGCGACAGCUCCACCGUUGGCAGCCUACGGGAAGGGAGGUCCAGUUUGGAUCCACGUGCAACCCCACCUCGCAAGACCCCUACAAGUCAGCUGCGCACUUGGCAGCGCACAGGGGGAGGAGGUCCAGCUGAGGUCCGGAUGCGACCCCACCGACCAAACGCUGCCGAGAGUGGUGACGGUUGCGCAGCUGGCAAGGUGGCAGCGCUCGCGGAGGAGAGGUCCAACUGGGAGACGCGCGCGGCUCUAGCAGGACCUUCCCCUUACGGAUGCAGCAUUAUGUGACGUAGAAAUCCUACCCUACUGUCCCCCACGCCUGUGCGACGAAGCCUGGAAGCUAAAUGAUCACAAAGGGACGCGAUGGCGUCACGGCCAUCAAAUCUGUAGGGAAUCGGCCCGUGCUGAUGCCAGCGCGGCUAUCGGCGUGCAACCAUCUACUGGGCGCUGCUGCUGGCACUUGCACUCCUUGCUGCAGCCCGACCACGUGCUGUUGUCGCGCCUUUCGUGGCAGACGUAGUACAACCCCUCCUUGCAGAUGCACUUCCCGGCAACGCACUCGGUGGGCCCAACCUCAUCCUCGGAUGGACAGGAAAUCAUGGUCAUGCUAAAGAACUUGCUGCAUAUGUGGCCCGUGAAUACCCUGCUCUGGCUGGCAACCCCCUUCUUCAGGAAGAAAAGUCGGCCUAAACAUAGACUUCUGACGCUCCGCGCAGCAUUCUUGGAUCUGCGCUGGACCCCGCUCCCUGGCGCGCGGAGCGCGCCAGGGGCGGCGCCAGAGGCGCCCCCAGGGGGUCCCGCGCAGAUCCAAGAGACACCUCCGGACCGUCGAAGGAUCAUGCAUAUGCCGUUGGCUCUCCUUCGACCUUCGUCUCCCCCCCCACGCAGCUGCCGUCCAUCGACGAGCACGUCCCUCGUGGGCACAAGCACUUGUGGCCCGCGGUCGUGUUGCACCUGGCGCCGCGCCGCCAGUCGUCGCAACCGAGCAACCUGCAGCGGCCGCCGGUGUCGGCGCUGCAGGCCGCCUCCUGCGGCACACAGAUGCCCUCCUCCGACGAGCACGCCCCCUGCGGGCACAGGCACCUGGCCGUGUCACCGUCGCACUCGGCGCCGCGGCGCCACGGGUGGCAGGCGAAGACCCUGCAGCGGCCGCCGGUGUCGUUGCCGCACCAGGCCUCGCGGUGCUGGGCGGCGCCCAGGGCCAGCACCGGCAGCACGGCUGCGAUGCGCGCCAUGGCUGGGAGAGUUCGGCUGAGCUGCACGUCGAAGGAGAACAACUGCAACGGCAUAGACUUUCGGAGGUCCUCGCGGACUCCUGGUGUCGGCCCUGGCCGCUUUGGCCGCGUCUCCGGCGCCGCUCCUGGCGCGCUCCGCGCGCCAGCGGGUCCAGCGGCCGACUCCAGAGAUGCGCGAAGACCUCUGGAAGUUUAUGUGCAUCC
This is a messenger RNA of Prorocentrum cordatum, 2372 nucleotides long. NCBI's taxonomy places the organism in Eukaryota, Dinophyceae, Prorocentrales, Prorocentraceae. The record is from the annotation of a GenBank genome assembly.